GCCGCGGGGCAUGACCACGGAUCACGUGAUCGCCUGAGGCCCGGCGCCGGCGGCUGGGGCUGCCGGCGGGCCGGCUGAGAGUCUGGCGGGAACCGGGACGGCGCGCGGAGCGGGGAGUUCCGCGCUGAGUUGUGAUUGCGACCUCGUCGGCACCGGGUGGUGACGGAGUUGUUACCGACAAUAUAUUCAGAGUUUGUGCACUUUGUCGUUUUGGCCAGACCAGCACAUGGCGCGGUCGGUGGUCAUUAACGUAAACCUGCAGUAAAAUAACGUAACGCUGAAAAUGCCUGACGAGCGUCAAGAACUGGAGGUGGCACAGGAGGCGGCGGUGGCUGGAGCCGUUCAGCCUGCGACGACAGCGGCGGCCGGGACGCAACAGAACAACACAUCGUGGCUGGGAAGAGCCGCGCAGCCGGACCGUCUGGAUCUGUCGACGGAUCGGGGCGACGCGUUCCGCUCCUGGAAGGAGAGAUGGGACGACUUUUACCUCCUCGCCGGCAUCGCCAGCAUGCAGCCGAACGCUCAGAUGGCCGCCCUCCGAUCGUGUCUGACGGACGACACGAACCGCGUCGUUCGGAACUUGCCCCUGACUCCAGAGGAACGACAGGACGUCAACGCUGUGCUGGCACAGCUAGAGACGUACGCCAUUGGCCAGGUGAAUGAGGUCCUUGAGCGAAAGCGGUUCAACAGCAGAGUUCAGGGUGAGGGGGAGACCUUUGAUGAUUUUCUUACAUGUCUCCGUGACUUGUCUCGAUCUUGUAAAUUUUGCUCGUCGUGCAAUGAAUCACUGAUACGGGAUCGUAUUGUUAUUGGUCUGAGGUCGGCAGAGACCGUCCAAAAGCUCUGUGCCAUCCCCAAACUCUCUCUGUCCGCCGCUAUAUCUCUCUGCAGGUCGGAGGAGGCAGCGUACCGAGACGCCUCGAGGAUCCGAGGGCCCGACGCCACCGUCGCUCGCGUGGACCGCGACGCGACCUUCGACCAGGGCCAGCCAAGAGGUCAUCACGAUCUCUCCCCACCGGCGGCGUGUCGCGUGUGCGGCCCGCAGCAGGUCCAUGACCGGCGGCCCGGUCCCGCAGCUCAGCCCUCGACGGGGCGACCGUCACAGCGGCAGUCUGCCCCGGCGACUCCUGGGGGCGACCGCUGCGCCAGCUGCGGGUACGUCCACCGGCGCGGUAACGACUGUCCCGCCCGGGGCCGGGAGUGCCGCGCAUGCGGGAGGGUCGGCCACUUUGCCAGCGUCUGCCGAUCGACGCAGGUGAGGCCGUUCCCGGGCUCACAAGUCCAGGGCGGGCCGCCGUGGCCCUCAACCUCUGCGAUCAUCGCGUCUACCGCUGCCGAGGGAGCCCCGAGGGUGUCCGUCCGGGUGGAGGCAGGGAACCGGAGAGUGACCGUGGACGCCCUCCCUGACACCGGGGCUGACCUGUCGGUGGGCGGCGAGGACCUCUUGGCACAGCUGGGGGCGUCCCGGGAGGAUCUCCGCCGACCAGUGCACCACCCGCGCGCGGCCAAUGGGAGCGUCAUCCCGUCGGUGGGGAUUCUGCCGGUCACCAUCGCACUGGGGGACAUCCAAGCAGAGGAGGAGGUACACAUUCUGCCGGGAGUCAGAGGACUUCUACUGUCCUGGGAGGUCACGAGGACCCUGAAGCUCAUCCCAGCAGACUACCCCCGGCAGAUCGCGGCGGUAGGGAAGCCGGAGUCCACCACUGCCGCCACCGCAGAGCGCCGCCUGAGCUCGGGUCCCGAUCCGACCGCUGGAGUCGGCCACUGCACGCCAACGGCCAACCCCAGCACGACGGCCGACCUGGCGGGCCCGCUGACGCCGCCUCCUGCUGGAGGGUUAGAGAACGCCCAGGACCCAACCAGCAUUCAGAGACCUGCCGGGAGCGACCACUCACCAGAGUCACGAAUCAACUGGACGAGGAACGGUGGACAAGAGGAAUUCUACAGCACCGCAACACCCCCGGGAGAGGAGGAAGGUCGCCAGCACAGAUCGUCUUCGGACAUCCAGUGAGAGACACGCAGCCUGCUCAUCGGCGGAGCUUCGCCCCCGAGUGGCAGAUCGCUGCCGAUGCGGCCGCUGGCCGCCUGUCGGAGCAACAGCAGCGCGCGGACGACCUCUAUAACCGGCAGGCUCGGGACCUGGAGCCACUGGCCGUCGGUAACCAGGUGUCUGUCCAGGACGACCGCACCGGGCGGUGGG
Amphibalanus amphitrite is the source of this 2200-nucleotide messenger RNA. RefSeq lists its product as uncharacterized. The transcript has 2 exons. NCBI's taxonomy places the organism in Eukaryota, Metazoa, Arthropoda, Thecostraca, Balanomorpha, Balanidae. Bases 284 to 2011 code for a protein of 575 amino acids. The record is from RefSeq and is a predicted model, not a curated record.